Molecule: messenger RNA, 10144 nt
Organism: Canis lupus familiaris (dog)
Lineage: Eukaryota; Metazoa; Chordata; Mammalia; Carnivora; Canidae
Gene: DICER1
Product: dicer 1, ribonuclease III
Exons: 26
Coding region: 1-5772 (1923 amino acids)
Biological process (GO): pre-miRNA processing; siRNA processing; apoptotic DNA fragmentation
Cellular component (GO): cytoplasm; RISC complex; nucleus
Molecular function (GO): deoxyribonuclease I activity; protein binding; RNA binding
Source: RefSeq, a predicted model, not a curated record
AUGAAAAGCCCUGCUUUGCAGCCCCUCAGCAUGGCAGGCCUGCAGCUCAUGACCCCUGCCUCCUCACCAAUGGGUCCUUUCUUUGGACUGCCAUGGCAACAAGAAGCAAUUCAUGAUAACAUUUAUACGCCAAGAAAAUAUCAGGUUGAACUGCUUGAAGCAGCUCUGGAUCAUAAUACCAUAGUCUGUUUAAACACUGGCUCAGGGAAGACGUUUAUUGCAGUACUACUCACUAAAGAGCUGUCCUAUCAGAUCAGGGGAGACUUCAACAGAAAUGGAAAAAGGACGGUGUUCUUGGUCAACUCUGCAAACCAGGUUGCUCAACAAGUGUCAGCUGUCAGAACUCAUUCAGAUCUCAAGGUUGGGGAAUACUCAAACCUAGAAGUAAAUGCAUCUUGGACAAAAGAGAAAUGGAACCAAGAGUUUACUAAGCACCAGGUUCUCGUUAUGACUUGCUAUGUCGCCUUGAAUGUUUUGAAAAAUGGUUACUUAUCUCUGUCAGACAUUAACCUUUUGGUGUUUGAUGAGUGUCAUCUUGCAAUCCUAGACCACCCCUACCGAGAAAUUAUGAAGCUCUGUGAAAAUUGUCCAUCGUGUCCUCGUAUUUUGGGACUCACUGCUUCCAUUUUAAAUGGGAAAUGCGAUCCCGAGGAAUUGGAAGAAAAGAUUCAGAAACUGGAGAAAAUUCUGAAGAGUAAUGCUGAAACUGCAACUGACCUGGUGGUAUUGGACAGAUACACUUCUCAACCCUGUGAGAUUGUGGUGGACUGUGGGCCAUUCACGGACAGAAGUGGCCUCUAUGGCAGACUGCUGGUGGAGCUAGAGGAAGCACUUAACUUUAUCAACGACUGUAACAUAUCUGUGCAUUCGAAAGAAAGAGAUUCUACUCUAAUUUCUAAACAGAUACUGUCAGACUGUCGUGCGGUAUUGGUAGUCCUGGGCCCCUGGUGUGCAGAUAAAGUAGCUGGGAUGAUGGUAAGAGAACUGCAAAAGUAUAUCAAACAUGAACAGGAAGAGCUGCACAGGAAAUUUCUAUUGUUUACAGACACCUUCCUAAGGAAAAUACAUGCACUAUGUGAAGAGCACUUCUCUCCUGCCUCACUUGACCUGAAAUUUGUAACUCCUAAAGUAAUAAAACUGCUUGAAAUCCUACGCAAAUAUAAACCGUACGAGCGACAGCAGUUUGAAAGUGUCGAGUGGUAUAAUAAUAGGAAUCAGGAUAAUUAUGUGUCUUGGAGUGAUUCUGAGGAUGAUGAUGAGGAUGAAGAAAUUGAAGAAAAAGAGAAGCCAGAGACCAACUUUCCUUCUCCAUUUACCAAUAUUUUAUGUGGAAUCAUUUUUGUGGAAAGAAGAUACACGGCUGUUGUCUUAAACAGAUUGAUAAAGGAAGCUGGCAAACAAGAUCCAGAGCUGGCUUACAUCAGCAGCAAUUUUAUAACUGGACAUGGCAUUGGAAAGAAUCAGCCUCGGAACAAACAGAUGGAAGCAGAAUUCAGAAAACAGGAAGAGGUACUUAGGAAAUUUCGAGCACAUGAGACCAACCUUCUCAUUGCAACAAGUAUUGUGGAAGAGGGUGUUGAUAUACCAAAAUGCAACUUGGUGGUUCGAUUUGAUUUGCCCACAGAGUAUCGAUCCUAUGUUCAAUCUAAGGGAAGAGCAAGGGCACCGAUCUCUAAUUAUAUAAUGUUAGCAGAUACAGACAAAAUAAAAAGUUUUGAAGAAGACCUUAAAACAUACAAAGCUAUUGAAAAGAUCUUAAGAAACAAGUGUUCCAAGUCAGUUGACACUGGUGAGACUGACAUUGAACCUGUUGUGGAUGAUGACGACGUGUUCCCACCAUACGUGUUGAGGCCUGAUGAUGGUGGUCCACGAGUCACAAUCAACACGGCCAUUGGACACAUCAAUAGAUACUGUGCUAGAUUACCAAGUGAUCCGUUUACUCAUCUAGCUCCUAAAUGUAGAACCCGAGAGUUGCCUGAUGGUACAUUUUAUUCAACUCUUUAUCUGCCAAUUAACUCACCUCUCCGAGCCUCCAUUGUUGGUCCACCAAUGAGCUGUGUACGAUUGGCCGAAAGAGUCGUAGCUCUCAUUUGCUGUGAAAAACUGCACAAAAUUGGUGAACUGGAUGACCAUUUGAUGCCAGUUGGGAAAGAGACCGUUAAAUAUGAAGAAGAGCUUGAUUUACAUGAUGAAGAAGAGACCAGUGUUCCAGGAAGACCAGGUUCCACAAAACGAAGACAGUGCUACCCAAAAGCAAUUCCAGAAUGUUUAAGGGAUAGCUAUCCCAAACCUGAUCAGCCCUGUUACCUGUAUGUGAUAGGAAUGGUUCUGACGACGCCCUUACCUGAUGAACUCAACUUCAGAAGGCGCAAGCUCUAUCCCCCUGAGGAUACCACACGAUGCUUUGGAAUACUAACAGCCAAACCUAUACCUCAGAUCCCGCACUUUCCUGUGUACACGCGCUCUGGAGAGGUUACCAUAUCCAUUGAGUUGAAGAAGUCUGGUUUCACAUUGUCUCUACAAAUGCUUGAGUUGAUUACAAGACUUCACCAGUAUAUAUUCUCACAUAUUCUUCGGCUUGAAAAACCUGCACUAGAAUUUAAACCCACAGACGCUGAUUCAGCAUACUGUGUUCUACCUCUUAAUGUUGUGAAUGACUCCAGCACUUUGGACAUUGACUUUAAAUUCAUGGAAGAUAUUGAGAAAUCUGAAGCUCGCAUAGGCAUUCCCAGUACCAAGUAUUCAAAAGAAACACCUUUUGUUUUUAAAUUAGAAGAUUACCAGGAUGCAGUUAUCAUUCCAAGAUAUCGUAAUUUUGAUCAGCCUCAUCGAUUCUAUGUAGCUGAUGUAUACACUGAUCUUACCCCACUGAGUAAAUUUCCUUCCCCUGAGUAUGAAACUUUUGCAGAAUAUUAUAAAACAAAAUACAACCUUGACCUGACCAAUCUCAACCAGCCACUGCUGGAUGUGGACCACACAUCUUCAAGACUUAAUCUUUUGACACCUCGUCAUUUGAAUCAGAAGGGGAAAGCGCUUCCUCUUAGCAGUGCUGAAAAGAGAAAAGCCAAGUGGGAAAGUCUGCAGAAUAAACAGAUACUGGUUCCAGAGCUCUGUGCUAUACACCCAAUUCCAGCGUCACUGUGGCGAAAAGCAGUCUGUCUCCCUAGUAUACUCUAUCGCCUUCACUGCCUUUUGACCGCAGAGGAGCUAAGAGCCCAGACGGCCAGCGAUGCUGGCGUGGGAGUCCGAUCACUUCCCGUGGAUUUUAGAUACCCUAACCUAGACUUUGGGUGGAAAAAAUCUAUUGACAGCAAAUCUUUCAUCUCAGUUGCUAACUCCUCUUCAGCUGAAAAUGAAAAUUACUGUAAGCACAGCACAAUUGUCGUCCCUGAAAAUGCUGCACGUCAAGGUGCUAAUAGAACCUCCUCUCUAGAAAAUCAUGACCAAAUGUCUGUGAACUGCAGAACGUUAUUCAGUGAGUCACCUGGUAAGCUCCAGAUUGAAGUUGUAACAGAUCUUACAGCAAUUAAUGGUCUUUCUUAUAAUAAAAAUCUUGCCAAUGGCAGUUAUGAUUUAGCUAACAGAGACUUUUGCCAAGGAAAUCAGCUGAAUUACUACAAGCAGGAAAUACCUGUACAACCAACUACCUCAUAUCCCAUUCAGAAUUUAUACAAUUACGAGAACCAGCCCAAGCCCAGCGAUGAAUGUACUCUACUGAGUAAUAAAUACCUUGAUGGAAAUGCUAACAAAUCUACCUCAGAUGGAAGUCCCACGACGGCCGCAAUGCCUGGUACUACCGAAGCUGUUCGAGCGCUCAAGGACAAGAUGGGUUCUGAGCAGAGCCCUUGUCCUGGGUACUCCUCGAGGACUCUUGGCCCAAAUCCUGGACUUAUUCUGCAGGCUUUGACCCUUUCAAAUGCUAGUGAUGGAUUUAACCUGGAGCGGCUUGAAAUGCUUGGUGACUCCUUUUUAAAGCAUGCCAUCACCACAUAUCUAUUUUGCACUUAUCCUGAUGCUCAUGAGGGCCGCCUUUCAUAUAUGAGAAGCAAAAAGGUCAGCAACUGUAAUCUGUAUCGGCUUGGAAAAAAGAAGGGACUGCCCAGCCGCAUGGUGGUAUCAAUAUUUGAUCCCCCUGUGAAUUGGCUUCCUCCUGGUUAUGUAGUAAACCAAGACAAAAGUAACGCAGAUAAAUGGGAAAAAGAUGAAAUGACAAAAGACUGCAUGUUGGCUAAUGGCAAGCUGGACGAGGACUUUGAGGAGGACGACGAGGAGGAGGAGGAUCUAAUGUGGAGGGCUCCGAAGGAGGACGCCGAUUAUGAAGAUGAUUUCCUGGAGUAUGAUCAGGAACAUAUCAAAUUUAUAGAUAACAUGUUAAUGGGAUCAGGAGCUUUUGUAAAGAAAAUUUCUCUCUCUCCUUUUUCAACCACUGAUUCUGCAUACGAAUGGAAAAUGCCCAAAAAAUCCUCCUUAGGUAGUAUGCCAUUUUCAUCAGAUUUUGAGGAUUUUGACUAUAGCUCUUGGGAUGCCAUGUGCUAUCUGGAUCCUAGCAAAGCUGUGGAAGAGGAUGACUUUGUGGUGGGGUUCUGGAAUCCAUCAGAAGAAAACUGUGGUGUUGACACGGGGAAACAGUCCAUUUCUUACGACUUGCACACUGAGCAGUGUAUUGCGGACAAAAGCAUAGCCGACUGCGUGGAAGCCCUGCUGGGCUGCUAUUUAACCAGCUGCGGCGAGAGGGCUGCUCAGCUCUUCCUCUGCUCACUGGGGCUCAAGGUGCUCCCGGUCAUGAAAAGGACCGAUCGGGAAAAGACCAUGUGCCCUCCUAGGGAGAAUUUCAGCAGCCAACAAAAGAACCUUUCAGGGGGCCGCGCUGCUGCCUCUGUGGCCAGUUUACGUCCCUCUGUGUUGAAAGACUUGGAGUAUGGCUGUUUGAAGAUUCCACCGAGGUGUAUGUUUGAUCAUCCGGACGCAGAUAAAACACUGAAUCACCUUAUAUCGGGUUUUGAGAAUUUUGAAAAGAAAAUCAACUACAGAUUCAAGAAUAAGGCUUAUCUUCUACAGGCUUUUACCCAUGCCUCCUACCACUACAAUACUAUUACUGAUUGUUACCAGCGCCUGGAGUUCCUGGGAGAUGCGAUCUUGGACUACCUCAUAACCAAGCACCUUUACGAAGACCCGCGGCAGCACUCCCCGGGCGUCCUGACCGACCUGCGGUCCGCACUGGUCAACAACACCAUCUUCGCGUCGCUGGCGGUCAAGUACGACUACCACAAGUACUUCAAAGCUGUCUCCCCUGAGCUCUUCCAUGUCAUUGAUGACUUCGUGCAGUUCCAGCUGGAGAAGAAUGAGAUGCAGGGCAUGGACUCCGAGCUUAGGAGGUCUGAGGAGGAUGAAGAGAAAGAAGAGGACAUUGAAGUUCCAAAGGCCAUGGGGGACAUUUUUGAGUCGCUUGCUGGUGCCAUUUACAUGGAUAGUGGGAUGUCACUGGAGAUGGUUUGGCAGGUGUACUAUCCUAUGAUGCGGCCGCUGAUAGAAAAAUUUUCUGCAAACGUGCCCCGUUCCCCUGUGCGAGAAUUGCUUGAAAUGGAACCAGAAACUGCCAAAUUUAGCCCGGCUGAGAGGACGUAUGACGGCAAGGUCAGAGUCACGGUGGAAGUGGUAGGGAAGGGGAAAUUUAAAGGCGUCGGCCGGAGCUACAGGAUCGCCAAGUCUGCAGCAGCAAGAAGAGCCCUACGCAGCCUCAAAGCCAAUCAACCUCAGGUUCCCAACAGCUGAAACCCCUUUUUAAAACAAAACAAAACAAAACAAAAAAACAUAAAGCAGAAUUAAGGGGGAAAACUAUUUAAAUUGAGAAGGAUGAUUUAAAGUCCACAGUGAGCGGAAUGAAUCGAAGGCAAAAUUUAAAGUUUGUUUGAUAACGAGAUAGAUUACAGAAUAAAACAUUUAACAUAUGUAUAAAAAUUUUGGAACUAAUUGUAGUUUUAGUUUUUUGCGCAAACACAAUCUUGUCUUCUUUCCUCACUUCUGCUUUGUUUAAAAUCACAAGAGUGCUUUAAUGAUGACAUUUAGCAAGUGUUCAAAUAAUGAUUGACAGUUAUUUUUUGUUUUGGGGUUUUGUUUUUUUAGUUUAAUUUCCGUCAGCUUUGCAUAGCGCCAGGAGGCCAAGGAGCUUACAGCUGAGACAGCCCCUAGGUUCUGCGAGCGCCCUCCCCUCUUCUUCGUGGGCGCUGGCACCUGUCUGGCCUUGGCGGGUGCGCCCAGGAGAAUGGUGCGGUUGGCCGGGGGAGAAAAUGCCUGUGCUGUCUUUUCUUUCUACAUUCUGUCAUGUAAGAUGUUGUCUCCCGGUCGUCAUUGCACUUAAUAUAGUAAGGGACAGGUGGGUUUUUUUUGUUUGUUGUUUUUGUUUUUUGUUUUUUUUUUAGGGACAGGUUUUUAAUGAACAUUGGCUGGCAUGUUGGUGAAUCAAAUUUUCGUUUUCUCAUGCCACAUAGUCCUACAUACAAAAGGUUCUUGCCUUAAAAGUGAAACCCUCAUGGACGUUCUUUAAUUUCUGAUCUUUUUGGAACAAACUGUUUUACAUUCCCUUCAUUUUAUUAUGCAUUGAGAUGUUGAGACAGCGUGAUGUUUGCAACUCACUAGUGUAGUUGUGACUUAACUUAUUACAGGAUUAUAUUAGAGUUUCUGUCAUACGUGUCCUGAAGGCAUUUUGAAAACCAGAAUAUUAUAUAUGUAGUCUAUGGGUUUUUUUAAGCACCAUAAUAAAAAUAAUCUCUGGUUAAAUACCUGAUUUUACUAAAAACCUCCUGCUAGGUAGUUCCACUGAUGGAAAUUGUUUGUGGCAAACAGUUUUGCCCUGGAGGCUGUUGCUCUAACAAGAUAAACUCUAGACAUAUCACACCUAAAAUAUGCUGCAGAUUUUAUAAUUGACUGGUUACUUAUUUAAAGAAGCAAAACAGAGCACCUUUACCCUUAGUCUUCUCACUUAAAUGUCUUACUAUACUUGUCCCAGUGUCGUGUGCAUUCUUCACCUACCAAAGCUGUGCUGUUAAUGCCAUGGGAGUGUAACGUUUGCGAUAAACUGCCGUAAUUUUGAUACAUCUGUGAUUUAGGUCAUUAAUUUAGGAAAACAAGCUCAUGAUUUCCAUCUUUGGAAAAGAAAAAAAAGACAUUUUUAGGCAUUUGCCGAAGUUUCUUUAAUUAGACUUGUAGGCACUCUUCACUUAAAUACCUCAGUUCUUCUUUUCUUUUGCAUGCAUUUCCCUCCUGUUUGGUGCUAUGUUUUAUGUAUUAUGCUUGAAAUUUUAAUUUUUUUUUUUUGCACUGUAACUAUAAUACCUCUUAAUUUACCUUUUUAAAAGCUGUGGGUCGGUCUUGCGCUCCCACCAACACACCAGUAGAGGUUUGCUGCAAUUUGCCCCAUUAAUUAUGCUUGAAGUCGAAGAAAGCUGAGCAGAGGUGUCUAAUGUUUUCCAGCACAUCGUUCUUUACUUGAUGCUUCAUAUAAUGCUGCAUUUUUUGUUUUACAUUACAGUGGAAUACUGUACUUCUUGCUUUAUCUGCACCACUCACCCCCAGAGAAACACCUCUGCAUGUGUGCAUGGAGAGAGCUGUCCGCUGCUUUUUCUAAGGAGACCUGAGUGAAGGGGAUGUUAAGCUUCUCCAACGUUAUUUGUUGUCUCCAGUCUUAAAUUUAAAUUGCAAUCUAAAUUAUUAAAAGAGUUUUUGAGCAAAUUAAUUUGGGUAGACUCAUUUUUAAAAUACUUGUUUCUGAUUGGAAACCUUAGAUUUUUUUUUUUUUUUUUUUUUUUUCAAAAACCUCAGCGUAAGAUCUCCUAGCAAGUUAAAGCCAAGCAAUUCUUGAAUUAUAUUAACUGUAAACGUGUAUAAUUAACAAGUAAGGCUGGAUGUGAAUUUUACUUGUGAGGGUGAUUUGUGAUAAAGUUAGAUCGCAGAUCUCUUCUUAAUUUAUAAACUACCUGAUGCCAGGAGCUUAGGGCUUUGCAUUGUGUCGAAUGCACUAAUCCCAGCGUUAAGGGAUCCUCUUGCCUCCUGGCACCAAAACCAGAUUGUUUCACAGUUACCAUUCCCGUUGGGAGAAAAAUGCCUCAAUAUAUUUUGUAACCUUAAGAAGAAUAUUUUUUUGUUAAUAUGAAAAAGUUCAGACUUGGAUAUGAUUAGGUCAUACAUUCUCAGGGGUUCAAAUUUCCUGCUACCAUUCAAAACAUUUUAUCAACAGCAAACUUUAGCGAUUUCAUUUUUUUUGUUGUUGGAGAAAGAUAGCUAAUUUUAAAUUGUGACUCACACUUGGACGCAUUCUGUGAUCCCCUGGUUACUAAGUUAAAAAAUAAAAACUCUGAGUGAGACAUACAAGAUGGUUAUGAACGCUUUAGUGCUGCUGAUUUUUAAUGCUGUAAAGUUCCCCCAGUUUAGCUUGUUGAAAUGUUUCGCAUCCAUUAACUGAGGAAGAAAAUCACUCUAUGUGGCCCCCCCUUCCUGUCCCUGUGUGUGUCAUCCUUUUGUUCCUGUGAUUGCAACGUGAGACCGAAUGUAAUAUGGAAGCCCUGCUAGUGGGAGGUGUGUGGUGCUGCAGGCACGUGUGUGAGGGACUGGGGAAGUGUGUCUUGAAGCAACUACGAAGUUCCUUUAUGAUGAUUGUGUGGAGGUUAGUCGGCAUGAACCUUCGUUGUAAAGAUUUUUAAUUUCUCUUAUAAUAUACUUUCAAUAGUCCUAACUAUGCUGCGUUGUGUAAUAGCUUUGUUCCCCUUCUGUUCUGUUCGUGUAGCACAGAUAAGCAUUGCACUUGGUACCAUGCUUUACCUCAUUUCAAGGAAAAUAUGCUUAAUGGAGAGGAAAAAAUGUGGUUUGGCCUCGCUGCUGUUUUGAUUUACCGGAUUUGAAAAAGAUAAUUAUAAUGCCUGCAAUGUGUCAUAUACUUGCACAACUUAAAUAGGUCAUUUUUGUCUGUGGCAUUUUUACUGUUUGUGAAAGUAUGACAACGAUUUGUUAACCGAACUCUUAAUUAUGUUUUAAAAAAAAAUGUUACUUUUUUUUCCCUCUUUCUUUUAUGUCAUGUGAAGUAAUUAAAUUUAGAAUGACCUCUAACACUCCUGUAAUGAUCUCUUAAAAUACUAAUAUAUUAUACUGUUCUUCCUAAUAGCUUGCCCUCAGAAAGAUUCAGACUACCCUCCCUAAAUAGCCGGAGGCCUGAGGCUGCUCUGCGGCUCAUCAGUUCGGCCCUUCACCCAGCACCACACCCUGCCAGGUCUUUCUGGGUCAGAUGGAUACUGGAGUGCGGGGCUGCCUGCCCCCCAGCCCUACCACAAUGCAGGGCACUCUCCAUCUUCCUCUGUUAGGGUCUUUAAUCCUUUCCCACAGGAUCUAAGCCACCAAGCUGAGACCUGGAUAUCUCUAUUGAAACCACAUCCAAGAUUCUGUUAGAGCCCUUGCCCAGCUUGUGUACCCUGCGGUCUAUACCUAUAUGGGCAGUUUAAUCGCAUUUCAAUAGGUCUAUUUUUUUCAACCACUGAUUACUUUUAAUUUAAUUAUUUCCAAAUAAAUUUCCUUAUUUUAUCUUGUACACGAGAAGUUUUUAAGAUAUGUUUACGACCAAGAAUAUGAAAGCGAUUUUACCCAUUGUCGGAGCCGCCAGGAGUGAUCUUGCGGGAACAUCCAUGGAGACUCACAUUGCUGUUUUCCACCAGCAGUGAAAAUGGUCUUUCAAAGCUAACUUGUAAAUAUAUUUCAGUCAUUCAUUGCUUUUUUUCUUUUUUUCCUUCCUGGUCCAUUUUUAUUUGGACAUCAACCACAGACAAUUUAAAUCUUACAGAUGCACUCAGAAUUCACUGCAUCAGCAGGUUACUUAGCAAAAACGCAAAGGUGAACAGCAAGUAAACUUUCUGGCUUUUCUGCUGUAAAUAGAGUGAAGGAAAAUGACUAAAAUCAAGAAAAAACUAACCCAAUUUGAUUGAAAGUAACCUAUUCACCAUCACAUGCUGCAGCUGUUCUAAGGAACAUACUGUAACGCGUUCAUACGUAAUCGUGCUGCGGGAACACGCAGCCUGCACCUUAUAGGCCCCAAUUACCUUUAGUUGUUUGUUUUGUAAUAAUUGUAGCAGAGUCAAGCUCCAAUAAAGUCAUGGUCUGUUCA